UCGAGCACGACGAAUGCGAAUUGGGAGUUGCCAAACAGAAUGUUUGUUUUAGUUUAUUUGUUGAUCGCGAUCUCGUCGCUUUUGGCUUACCUGUUCCACCGAAACAUCAACUACUGGAAGCGCCGGGGAAUAGCCCACGAUGCACCGCAUCCCUUGUAUGGCAACAUGGUCGGGUUCCGGAAGGAUCGGGUGAUGCACGACUUCUUCUAUGACUACUACAACAAGUAUCGGAAGAGCGGCAACCCCUUCGUGGGCUUCUACUUUCUGCACCAACCGGCUGCCUUCAUUAUGGAUCCUAAGUUGGCCAAGAAUAUCUUGAUCAAGGACUUCUCCAACUUCGCCGACCGCGGCCAGUUCCAUAAUGGGCGUGAUGAUCCGCUUACCCAGCAUCUGUUUAACCUGGACGGCAAGAAGUGGAAGGAUAUGCGCCAGCGGUUGUCCCCCACAUUUACCUCCGGCAAAAUGAAGUACAUGUUCCCGACGGUGAUCAAAGUAUCCGAGGAGUUCGUGAAGGUGAUGACGGAGCAGGUGCCGGCCACGCAGAAUGGUGCUGUUCUGGAGAUUAAGGAUCUGAUGGCCAGGUUCACCACCGACGUGAUCGGCUCCUGUGCCUUUGGCAUAGAGUGCAAUACACUGCGCAACCCCAUCAGUGAUUUCCGCACCAUGGGACAGAAGGUGUUCAACGAACUGCGUCAUGGAAAUCUGCUCACCAUGUUCAUGUUCAGUUUUCCCAAUCUUGCCAGGAAGCUGAGAAUGCGCAUGAUGCCCGAGGACGUCCAUCAGUUCUUCAUGCGCCUUGUGAACGACACGAUUGCCAUUAGGGAAAAGGAGAACUUCAAAAGGAACGACUUCAUGAAUCUGCUGAUCGAGCUGAAGCAGAAGGGCAGUGUCACGAUGGAGAACGGUGAGGUGAUCGAAGGAAUGAACAUCGGUGAGCUGGCUGCCCAAGUGUUUGUCUUCUAUGUGGCCGGAUUCGAGACCUCCUCUUCGACCAUGAGCUAUUGCCUUUACGAGUUGGCCCAGAACCAGGGCAUCCAAGACAAACUGAGGAGCGAAAUCCAAACGCUGUUGGAGGAGCAUGAGGGUCAGCUAACCUAUGAGUCCAUCAAAGCCAUGCGUUACUUGGACCAGGUUAUCUCAGAGACUCUAAGGCUAUACACACUGGUUCCCCAUCUCGAACGGAGGGCCCUCAACGACUAUGUGGUGCCGGGUAAUCCAAAGUUCGUUAUUGAGAAGGGCACUCAAAUACUGAUUCCUGCCUGUGCCUACCACCGUGACGAGGAUCUGUAUCCGGAUCCGGAAACAUUCGAUCCGGACCGCUUCUCGCAAGAGAAAGUGGCCGCCCGUGACUCCGUGGAAUGGCUGCCCUUCGGCGAAGGACCAAGAAAUUGCAUCGGAAUGCGAUUUGGCCAGAUGCAAGUGCGCAUUGGCCUGGCCCAGAUCAUCAGCCGGUUUAAGCUGUCUGUUUGCGACAAGACAAGUUUUCCACUCGAGUACACCCCCAUGUCGAUUGUCUUGGGCACGGUUGGGGGCAUCUACUUGCGGCUGGAGAGGAUCUAAAUUGAUCACGAGUGAUAUUACAAUUAGGUUUAGAUUUUGUUUAUAGAAGACAUAGAACCACAUUUGCAUCUUGUCUAUGACUGAACUCCGCCAUUUGUUAAAUACAUUAUAUAUGUUAAUCUAAAUCAAGAUUCGAGUUAAUUACCUUUUACCAAAAAUUAACAAUGAAUAAUAUUUCGCCCGUUCACUCAA
Drosophila eugracilis is the source of this 1752-nucleotide messenger RNA. RefSeq names its product cytochrome P450 6a2 (gene Cyp6a2). The coding region runs from base 40 to 1560 and encodes 506 amino acids. The record is from RefSeq and is a predicted model, not a curated record. Gene Ontology annotation, molecular function: iron ion binding; oxidoreductase activity, acting on paired donors, with incorporation or reduction of molecular oxygen; heme binding. The transcript is spliced from 2 exons. NCBI's taxonomy places the organism in Eukaryota, Metazoa, Arthropoda, Insecta, Diptera, Drosophilidae.